Tachysurus fulvidraco (yellow catfish) is the source of this 2317-nucleotide messenger RNA. RefSeq names its product zinc finger DHHC-type containing 24 (gene zdhhc24). NCBI's taxonomy places the organism in Eukaryota, Metazoa, Chordata, Actinopteri, Siluriformes, Bagridae. The coding region runs from base 422 to 1306 and encodes 294 amino acids. Gene Ontology annotation, molecular function: protein-cysteine S-palmitoyltransferase activity. The record is from RefSeq and is a predicted model, not a curated record. Gene Ontology annotation, cellular component: endoplasmic reticulum; Golgi apparatus. The transcript has 3 exons. Gene Ontology annotation, biological process: protein targeting to membrane; peptidyl-L-cysteine S-palmitoylation.
AUAAUCUUAUGCCUGCCAUUGUUUAGGAAGAUAGCCAACUAGCUUCUUACCCACUUUAAGUUCAGAGCCGGUUUCCAACACUGAUAAACAACAUAGAAAUAAAUGGAUCGGUAGGCCUGUUUAAAUGGUUUACGUUUAUUUUGUAGCCACUAAGCGCUUAAGCCGAUGUUAAACACGCCAGCUGUUCUUAAUGUGCCAUGAUUCUAGCUAGCUAGCUAGCUGCCUUGCCCUUACUUGCUAAACUUAAAAGACGUUUUUACAUCGUCCCAGACAAGAAUAAGCCCCUUUAAUAUCACUGGUAUAUACGAUAACUCAUUGUUUUAAUCUAGUUAUGGUUUUGUAUGAAUUUACUAUCCAGCAUCAAGACGCUAAGUACAUGGUUACUGGUUCUUUAGCGGAGUUUUAAUAGAAAACUCUGUAGAUGGUGAAGAUGGUCAGUUUCAGGAGUAAAGUUUGGUGUGGGGUAGAAAAGGGUUGUCGUCACUUGCCCAUCGUGCUCAAUACAACUCUGGUGUUCUCCAUCACGGCCGAAGUGAGCUAUCUGGUGUUGAUGGAAGCCCCAUUGGAGCCAUCACAGAAGGACACUGAGUGGUCUGCUCACUGGAAGACCAUUCAUCUGCUUGCCCAGUACUUCAUGCUGGGAAGUAUAACAUGGAAUGCCUCUCUGUUCGUUAAAACCAGCCCAAGUAUUCGUGGUGUGUUUCUUAGUGGUUUUAAUGUGGGGCAGGGUUGGAGGUACUGUUACACCUGUGAGACACACACUCCUCCACGAUGCUCACAUUGUUAUGACUGCAAUGUGUGUAUCCUACGUCGGGAUCACCACUGCGUCUUCUUCGGCCAGUGUGUGGGCUUUCGCAAUUACCGCUACUUCCUGAGCUGCCUGCUGUUUAUGUGGGCUGGUCUGCUCUAUGCUGUGGUGAUGAAUGCUGAGGUCUUCAUUGUCAUCUUGAAGGAAGGUGUUACUUUACACAGCAUCAUGCUACUCAUGGUGCCAUGGAUUAUGUUGGUCACUGGUCAGGUGACAGUGCAAGCCUUCACCUUUGCCUUCAUUGCUGACACCUGCGUGGUGGGUUUCUUGCUGGUCUCUGCUUUCCUCUUUUUCCAUGUGGGGUUGAUGUUGAGAGGCCAAACGACGAGGGAAUGGUAUUCAACCAGGCGGCCGUACAAUCUCGGGUUGCAAAACAACAUCCGUGAGUGCUUGGGUGAACACUGGUACAUCUGCUGGCUUUGUCCUCUCAUCCCCUCCACCCUGCCUGGUGAUGGCAUCAACUUCAGAGUCACUGGCUCUCUUGACCCCAUGAAGUGAAGGCUUAUACAAUCUAGCUGUAAAUCUGAACAGAUUGGGAUGUUCUUAAUUUUCUACAAAUGGAUGCAAUUAAUUUGAUCUGAAAAAAGAAUUUUCUAAUUUUAGAAAAAUAUGUUGUGGAGACAAGGUCAUAAGCAGUCCAGACGGUUGUGCACAGCUAUCCAUACUAAUAUCAUGCCAGAGCUAUAGGUAAUGUGAAACCAGGCAUGGAUUUUAUUCAUGAGUAAUUAUUGAAUAAAUAUUGAGUGAAUAUUCAACCAGCUAACAUUAAACAAGUACCAGCUAUUUUUGCAUCUUGGGGACCAGCAAGAAAUCUUCAUUUAUUUUUCACAAGUUAUUUUGCCAAAUAAGUUUAUAUCGAAAGCGUUUAUAGUUCAUUGUUGUUUUUUAGAUUGUCCUGUGACGUGAAUGUUGCAUUUAAUGCAUUUAUAUGAUUUUCCCAGUACAUUGUAAUUCUUAUAUAGAUCAAACAAAUGAUAUUAUAGUGACAGGAGUUUGUCUUGGAUGCACUAUAUUUUUAUUUACCAGUCAUUGUGCCAAAUACCAUGUUGAAAUCUGUAUGCCAAGGUAUUACUGUUUACUCUUCUGAGUUAAGAGUCAAUACACCAUUUACCAUUUAAGGGUUAUGUUAGAGUUUACCCAGAGAAACAAUAUCAUUCAACUGUUACAAGCUCUGAGCAUGAUGUGCGCAGGUUUAUAAUUACAGCAUGUGAUAAUUUGUUCUAUGCUGUAAAAUAUUACAUCUUACUUGAAUAAUAAUGCAUGCAUGUAGCAUUCAUUCUAUCAAAUUCAUCAGCAUUUGUUUCAUAAAAUUUGAGUUUCUAAAGAUACAUAAUCAACAUUACCAUAAUAAGCAGGAAGACCAUCAUUCAUUUUACACUAUUAACUUUUGAUGCGAAAUCACUCCAACAUGCUGAAUCAAUAAUUAUUAAAUUCAUUUAUAGACUCCUCAAGUAAUGGCAUGCUGACCAGAGGCCCUUUCAAAGACACUUAAAUAAAAUAAAAUGUGAA